Molecule: messenger RNA, 1776 nt
Organism: Mizuhopecten yessoensis (Yesso scallop)
Lineage: Eukaryota; Metazoa; Mollusca; Bivalvia; Pectinida; Pectinidae
Exons: 5
Coding region: 583-1002 (139 amino acids)
Source: RefSeq, a predicted model, not a curated record
UGUUUUGACGGAUAGCGGGGUGAUAUUUAAAGGUGACAAAACCCACCUAUUCAUGCGGAUAUAUUAGGCAUUAUGUAAACACAGCCACUCGUUAUACUAGGUUUAAAAUGAAUCACGGAAAACUACGGGGCAAUUAUAGCAUAACAAGACUACGAUGAAUGCCAGGGUCAAAAUGUCAUUAUAAGUGAAAAGAACCCGAUCUGGUUAAAACGCAAAGCCGUGAAAAUCACAUUCGAGUCUGACAAAGCUGACAAUCAGGUUUAUUUGGCAAUAUCCUUUACACGCCAGGACCGAACUAUCGCCUCAACCAUAAUAUUGACUUGGCAUAGUCUAGAGAGAGUUGAUCGAGAUUUUUCAGCUGUGGUUCGAGGUUGUUUUCCAGGUGUGGUUCAGUUAGAGUUUGCCGAGGACAAUGUUUGUGGUUUGAUUUGGAUGAUUCGACACCAAAAAGGACCAGUCCUAUGUUAUGUGCUAUCUGGAACGUACACGAAGAUUUGAUCGGUAUGAUUUGCUGAAAAUCAACAGCUUGGGGUGAACAAGAUCGAUUGCGGACCAUUAUCAAAAGUAUACCAAGGUGACGUCAUGGAGCCGCAGUACCUAAGAGACGUCACAGUGUGCUAUCGCACAUGCUCGUCACCAGUGUUACACGAGACGACCUUUAACCUCCGAACAAUGUCCGCCAGCUCUUCACGUACGCGGUCUGUCCGAUCAUCCACGCCGUCUAUAUCUGUGAUGCCAUUACGUGCAAGUUCAACUCGGCCAUCCAUCAGUCUGGACAUCAGAGACAGGAUGAUGACGGAACUCAGGUUUUACUUUGGCAGGGAUGACCGUUUCAACUUCAGACAGACGCUUACACCGAAGUCUACUGUACGGUCCGUUGCAAAUGAUGCCUAUCGGACAAACAACAACGAUGCUAGCCGACAAUUGUUUAGGUCUUCUGUAGGAAGCCCUAGACGAAGAAUAUUCACAAGAGGUAUACGUGUCGGAAGUGCUCGCACGUAACGGAUAUAUCGUGCACAUAUUUGCUGAGACAAUUUUAUGAAUGACAGAGUGACAUCCGCGUUACUAUGUCUUUAAAAAAACCCAGAACACAAGUGCUUGCUGGUAGAAGUUAAAAUAAGCAAGAUUAAAUAUAGGUGGGUUCACUUGAUUCAUUUUUUUGACAUUUUGGAAUGUACCCUACAUGGUCCGAGAAAUGUUUCAAUGUAAAGCUAAUCAUGGAGAGUAGAGCAUGCGUGUAAGGUGAGCGCCUGUGUGUGCACCUGACAUUGGAGAUAUGAUUCAUGUUCACGAUUUUGCCGCUUAGAAAUAAAAUACGAAGUAUCGCAUGUUUAUAAGAUGCAUCCUGUUUGUGCAAAUGGCCAAGGAUACUGUUUACGAAUAAUACCAAGCCUAGAUGUAUAAAUUGAGGUAGUGCAUGCUAGAAAGAUAAAUGUAUCCAUCUCGAAUGUAAGAUGUGUCCCUGUGUGUGCAACUGGCCAUGGAAUAAGUGUUCGUAAAAGUUCAGCUCAGAAGAGAGAGUGUUUAUAUCUCACAGAAAAAAUCGCGGCAGUGCAAGCUUGUUAGUUGUGUCCCGUGUUUACAACUGGCCAUGGAGAAAGUGUUCGUAAAUAUUCAGCUCAGAGAUAGUGUUUUUCAUCCCAGAUAUGUAAAUGUGGUGCAUUAUACUAAGAUGUGCUCAUGACUCUUGCGACAAAAUUAAAUGAAUUACGGAAGAUAAUGAUACAAUGAAUAUUACUUUGUAAGCACAAAUACGUAAUACAAUAACAGUAGUUU